ACAUUAUUCAAGUUGUAGAGAAUUUAUGAGCAAAUAUCUACCGAAAUUAUUAGUUUUUAUUUAGGAUAUUGUUAAUCGUAUAAAUAACAUAAAAAAAGAUUAUACGUGCUGUGUAGUUCAAUUUUAGCCGAGUCCAAGUGCUUCGUCAGCAGAUCUUACUUUUCUAUAAAUUUUCUUUGUGUAUCUUCUGCAGUUGAGCAUGCAUUUCUGAUAUUCAUUCUUGUUAUUUGCAUCGCUAUUGUUAAUUCACUUACAAAAAUUUGUAUUUUGUUAUGUUUUUUUGUUUUAAAAAAUUGACCACUCGAUUGCUAUUAAAAAUAAGCAUUAAAGACAAUUUUUAUUGUUUUCUUAAAUACAAAAUAAUAUAAUAAUUUAUAAAUUUGUUAAUGAUAUAGUGGUUAUAUAAUGCUUAUAUAAUUAUAUAUAAUUUAUCUAUAUAUUAAUAAUAAUAUUUUAUAUCCAUAUAUAUAUAUAUCCAUAACAAUAAAAUGUUUUUUUAUCAAUCUUGUAUGGCAACCAUACAAAAAGUAAGAAAGAAAAAGAAAAAAAUAAUAAAGAUGUUCGUAUCCUAUAUCUAGGAAAUUUCACUCGUAAAUUUUUUUUAUCCUCACGGAGAAAGUUUGUUGAACUCAACCAUAUUCCUAUUUCCAAUCAAUACAUUCAUGAUAUCGAACUUUGACCUCGGCCAAAUCCUUUGGCUAUCUUGUUACUUUUGAAAUAGAACAUCAAAGGAUUCUUUUCUUUUUGUAAAAAGGAUGUCAUUACUUCGAGACUUUGAAGAAAUUGAAAAAAUAUAUUUAUGUUUGUUUCAACUUUAUGACAUUUGAUAAUUUAUUGCAUUUUCAUUACUAUAUUUUUUCAUUACUUCCUUUUUUGAAAAAUCUACGGUUUUCAUUUGCAUAAACGAAGUUUUAUCGUAAAUCUUACAUGUGCAUUUAGCUUGUUAUUGCGAUAACGAAAGAAUGAGAAGUUGGAAAUGAAAUGAUACAAAAUGAUAAUAAAAGUUUUCAUAAAGAUAACAGCUUAUCAAUUUUUUAUCUUUCAAGAAGACAAAAGUCUUCAUCUUUUUUACUUUUGCGUUAUUAUCAGUUUUUAUCAUAUAAAUUUUUGUUCGUUCGUUUUAAAAGUUUUACAAAAGUGAAAGAAAAAUGAAAGAGGAAGAGAGAGAAAACAAGUAGAAAUAAAAAUAACAAAAUUUUAUACAUUUGGAAAGAUAUAAGUUUCUCUUCAUUUUCUUUUUAAUAUAUAAAUUCCAUUCAUAAAGAGAUACGCAUCUUAAAAAGAAAAAAGUCAUGAACAUUUAAAUGAACUUAACGUUUCAUAGAAACAGAUUCUAAAUAAGGAAACAAGAGUAUAAAUGAUUUUUAUUCGAUAUGAGUACAUGUGUGUGUGUGUGUGUGUGUGUGUGUGUAACAUUAGUAUGUUUAUGGAAUUCAAAAAAAAAAAGUUUUUUCUAAACAAUUCUAUUACAAAUUGUUUUUAAUCGAUACGAAUAUACGCAAAUAAAACAUUAGUAUAUAUUACAACAAAAGAAAGUCUUUCUAAACGAUUUUAAUGAAAUAACAAAUUAUUUUCAAUCAAUUUUAACACACAUAUAUCAUAAUCAUGUGUUAGAAUGUAUUCUAUAAUAUGUGAAUGUAUUUUAUAUAUAUGUAUUAAUGUCUGGAAAUUCAGAGAUCUUAUUAUCUUAUUUAAAUAUAAAUAUUCAUUUUCCUUUUUAUUUCGAUCGUAAGCUUGUAUGUUUUUUUGCCUCCCACUUUUCGAGGACGCUAUCACCUGAUUCUAUAUAAUGUAGUAUGAGAGAUUCGUAUAUAACAUUUUGUUAUUAGUUGAAAAAGAAACUCGAACGAUAUAACUUUUAUUCUUGUUCGCUCUCUCUUUCUCUUUCUCUCUCCUUUUUCUACAAUUUCUGUUAUACGUGAUUAAUUAUUAAGAACGUAAACAAAAAUGGAACGCUGGGCUGGUAAAAUAGCUGUAGUUACUGGUGCAUCCAGUGGAAUUGGAUUAGCAAUAGUAAAAGCUUUUGUACAAAAUGAAAUAAUAGUGGUUGGAUUUGCUAGAAGGAAAAAUAAAAUGCAGAGUGAGAUGCAAAAUGUUAAGGGAAAAAGUAAAGGCAAAUUUUAUGCAUGUGAAUGUGACAUCACCAAAACCGAAAGUAUCGAACAAGCUUUCCAAUGGGUUAAGAAUAAUUUAGGAACAGUUCAUAUUCUAGUGAAUAAUGCAGGAGUGGCCAUAGAUUCCAAAUUUAUGGACUCAUCCAGACCUGAUUGGCAAAGAUUAUUCGAUACCAAUGUGUUAGGAUAUAUCGAUUGUACCAAACGUGCUGCUAGAAUGAUGUUAGAUUCCGACGUGGAAGGUUAUAUUGUUAACAUAAACAGUAUCGAAGGGCACAAUGUAGUUGCUUUCCCAAAUUGUACUCUUAAUUUUUACCCAGCGUCAAAAUUCGCUGCUGUUGCUGCUACUGAGAUUACACAAAAGGAAUUAUACGGUAGUAAAAUUCGAGUGACGAGUAUCAGUCCAGGAUUAGUAUCUACAGAAAUCGGGGAGGCAAAUAACUUCAAUUUACGUCCGUCAUUGAUAAAUUUACCCACUUUGGAGUCUGAUGAUAUUGCAAGUGCCGUUAUUUAUGUAAUCGGAACUCCGCAACGCGUUCAUAUUACUGAAUUGAUUAUUAGACCUCUUGGAGAAGUUAAAUAUGAGUGUUAAACAUAAAAUUAUUUAUAAUAUUUUAAAUAAAUAUUAUAUUGUCAUUA
This is a messenger RNA of Vespula vulgaris, 2753 nucleotides long. RefSeq names its product farnesol dehydrogenase-like. NCBI's taxonomy places the organism in Eukaryota, Metazoa, Arthropoda, Insecta, Hymenoptera, Vespidae. The coding region runs from base 1948 to 2706 and encodes 252 amino acids. The transcript is spliced from 5 exons. The record is from RefSeq and is a predicted model, not a curated record.